Messenger RNA from Mercenaria mercenaria, 7633 nucleotides. RefSeq lists its product as uncharacterized. Gene Ontology annotation, molecular function: protein binding. The transcript is spliced from 12 exons. Gene Ontology annotation, biological process: signal transduction. Lineage: Eukaryota; Metazoa; Mollusca; Bivalvia; Venerida; Veneridae. The record is from RefSeq and is a predicted model, not a curated record. The coding region runs from base 11 to 2491 and encodes 826 amino acids.
AUGGAUAGGUAUGCCAUACAGUGUUCCAGAGAUAACACUGGAAGAUCUUCCUAGAUUAAUAGGGCUUCUGCCAGAGGAGAUACUCAAAAUGGACGACUCAUCUAUCAGUCUAUACCUAGAAGCAUUGAAAGAUGGCAUGACAGACGUCAAUAAUAUAAGAGUGAUGAUAGUUGGACACUGUGGAGUUGGAAAGACUACCCUUACAAAAAGAUUAUUUGGAGAACAUGUUGAUUUAAGGCAAGAAAUUGAAAGGACAAAUGGAAUCGAGGUGCACGUACAACGUUGUAAAGUCCAGCUUCCGGAGGGUAUUUGGUUACCUUUGACUGAAGGAGACUCACAAGAAAAUUAUUAUAACCGUAUUGCGUCAAUAAUGAUUGAAUCGUCAAAGAAGGCAAAGUCGGACAAAGAAGAAGAGUGGUCACAGUUUGGUGAAACAGACAAAUCAUUGCAGAAACUACCUCCAGAACAGUUGGCAGAAAAUUCGAAGUCUGAUAAAGCAAUCGCAAAAAAAGAAGAACCGGUGGCUAUACAUAAACAUGAUGAUAGCGGUCCUACUAUGAAUCAGAGCACAUCAAGGUCAGAUGAUGCACCAUACAAUCAUGAUGUAAGCUCCCACGAACAGAGAAUACGCAUACAGGAACUAGUCCAUGAAGUUGUAACAUGCAGUUCAGCAGAUUUCUCCAGGAAGGACAACACGGCAGAUCUCUCUGUCUGGGAUUUUGCUGGACAACAUGUCUUCUACGGCACACAUCAAGUUUUUCUAUCAAAGCGAGCUGUAUAUCUACUUGUAACUGACCUUUCUGAACAUGUAGACAACAUUGUAGAUGAUGAAUGUUUCAUCGACUCCAACGGUGAAACGCGCUGCAAAAUUUCGGACUUUGUAGCAUUCUGGCUCAACUCGAUACAUUCGUAUUGUGAAUCUGAGAAGUCUGGAGAGCCACCAGUCAUUUUGAUUGGUACCUUUGCUGACAAGUUGGACAAGGAGAAAAAACAGGAGCUUGCCGGCAACUUCUUCACAAAACUAAGAGAAGUGUUAGUACACAGUGCGGCUUAUGAUCAUCUUGAGUGUGAAAACUUUACAAUUGAUAACUCAGUCAAAGACCCAAAUGUUGAACUGCUCAAGCAAAAAAUCGUUGAAAUAGCAACAAAACAGAGUUAUUGGAAUGAACUGUAUCCUUCGAGAUGGGUUUUACUUGAGCAAUCACUUAUGGAAUUCAAGAAACGAGGAAUACAGGUGUUAAAUCGGAGAAUUUUGGAAGAGACCAAUAAGAAGCUGCCUGUUCCUAUUCAAAGUACCAGUGAGCUAGACCUGUUUCUAAGAUAUCACCAUGAGACUGGUUUUAUUUUGUACUUCAGUGAUGAGAACUUGAAGGACUAUAUUCUGUUGGAACCGCAGUGGCUUGUAGACGCAUUGAGAAGUUUGAUAACCGCAAGGCAGUUCUGUGAGAAGAAAGCAAGUUUUUUUAAGACGUGGUUGGACUUCGACAGCACGGCUUUACUGAAAAGGGAAUUAAUAGAUGCAGUUUGGGAGGUCGGGACACCCUUCCACGAACACAAGGAUUUAAUAUUAGACUACAUGGAGAAAUUGGGAAUAAUUGCCCGACCAAGGCACAGUUUACAGUGUGUGAGUAUGGAAGAUUUCUACAUUGCGCCGUGUGUGUUGAAACAGACGGUACCAGACAGGCUUCUUGAGUUCAGUGUUGGAGACUGCAAGUCUACUUCGAGACUGUGUUUCUCUACAGCUUCAAAGAUUAUGCCAGUCCAAGUAUUUCACAAGUUGAUAGCGGAUUGUAUCACGAGAUGGCCAAUAUCACAGCACAAGUCAGCAUAUCAAAUUUUCUGCGGAUGUUGCAUGUUUGAUGUUGAUAAUUUGCACAUGUUGUAUGUUUACUUCAGAGAUAGUGUGAUACAAAUUUGGAUCACAAAGUACAGCAAAAUUGAGCCAGAACCUGAUAUAAACGUGUGUAUUGCAGUCAAAGAGUUUGUAGAACAACACCUACACAACACUUUAAGAGGUAGUUGUGAACUGGAAACGUAUGUGAAAUGCCCCCAUGCAAACAUCAAGUUACCAGACCACUGGUGGAAAGUGGAUGAGCUGUCCGAGAACAAAGAAGUUAGAUGUAACAGCCAUGAUCCGCGCAUCGUACUUACCACAUCAGAACUAAUGAAAUACUGGGAUCCCCAGCAUGCUGACCAAAUGGAAGUAUAUCCUGAGACUUUCUUGAAGAGCAUUCCCAAUGAAAAACAGUUAAGUCAGAUGGCGCAACGAAUCGGAAAGGAAUAUCGUUCGCUAGGGCUGGUACUUGGUCUGAGCGAGGUAAAAUUAGAUCAUUUAGAUAUGGACGAACAGCGACAUGCACCAGCGGACAAAAUAACAGCAAUGUUGAAUACGUGGGUGAAGCUGAAAUCACCUAACGCAACUUUUGGAGAACUGAAACAUGCCAUGUCUUGUACAGGUCUUGAUUGGAUGAAUAUAUUCAAAGGCCUUUAAAGUGGCAUGACUCCAGCUGUACAUAAGACAAAUGUUUUCAAACAACUUGUAUUCCUAAACAAUUUACUAGAUUUGAAGAAAGCAUUCUUAACACAUCUUACAGACAAAACUAUUGGUCGAACGUCAUGAAACUUAACACAGAUAUAUAUUCCACUAUAAUGCGGAUGUACAUGCACAACUGUCGUCAGGUCCACUUCAGUAAUUCAAAAGUUAUUGCCCUUUAAAUGUUUGACAACCUAUAUAUUCCUAUUUAACAAAAUUAUCCAUUUUUGUUUCUUCAUGAAACUUGUAACAAAUAUGUUGCACGGCGACAAUAAACUACAAACUUGAUAUUUUCGUUGAAUUAGCAAGGUUGGAUCACACUCGGCGCUUGUGCGCCUCGUGAGAUCCGAUCUGGCAAAAAUCCAGUCGAGCCGAAUACAGCAUCUCAGAUCGAGCUACUGUUAUAAUAACCCUAUUACAUUUUUAUGCCCCCCUUUGAAAAAGGAGGGGUAUAUUGUUUUGCAAAUGUCGGUCGGUAGGUCGGUCGGUCGGUCGGUCUGUCGGUCGGUCGGUCGGAAUGUAGACCUAUCUGUUUCCGGAUGAUAACUCAAGAACGCUUGGGCCUAGGAUCAUGAAAGUUGAUAGGGAGGUUGGUCAUCGCCAGUAGAUGACCCCUAUUGAUUUUGAGGUCUGUAUGUCAAAGGUCAAAGUCACAGUGAUCCUGAAUAGUAAAACGGUUUCCGGAUGAUAACUCAAGAACACUUGGGCCUAGGAUCAUGAAAGUUGAUAGGGAGGUUGGUAAUGACCAGCAGAUGACUCCUAUUGAUUUUGAGGUCAGUAUGUUAAAGGUCAAGGUCACAGUGACCCUGAAUAGUAAAACGGUUUCCGGAUGAUAACUCAAGAACACUUGGGCCUAGGAUCAUGAAAGUUGAUAGGGAGGUUGGUAAUGACCAGCAGAUGACCCCUAUUGAUUUUGAGAUCAGUAUGUUAAAGGUCAAGGUCACAGUGACCCUGAAUAGUAAAACGGUUUCCGGAUGAUAACUCAAGAACGCUUGGGCCUAGGAUCAUGAAAGUUGAUAGAGAGGUUGGUAAUGACCAGCAGAUGAACCCUAUUGAUUUUGAGGUCAGUAUGUUAAAGGUCAAGGUCACAGUGACCCUGAACAGUAAAACAGUUUCCGGAUGGUAACUCAAGAACGCUUAGGCCUAGGGUCACGAAAGUUGAUAGGGAGGUUGGUCAUGACCAGCAGGUGACCCCUAUUGAUUUUGAGGUCAGUAUGUCAAAGGUCAAGGUCACAGUGACCAGGAACAGUAAAAUGGUUUCCAGGCAAUAACUCAAGAACGCUUGGGCCUAAUAUCAGGAAAAUUGAUAGUUAGGUUGACCAUGACCAGCAGAUGACCCUUAUUGAUUUUGAGGUCAUUAGGUCAAAGGUCAAGGUCACAUUGGCCAGGAACAGUUAAAUGGUUUCUGAUCUUCUUGUCCAAAACCAUAGGGCCUAGGGCUUUGAUAUUUGGUAUGUAGCAAAAUCUAGUGGUCCUCUACCAAGAUUGUUCAGAUUAUUUCCCUGGGGUCAAAUAUGGCCCCACCCCUAGGGUCACAUGGUUAUUAUAGACUUGUAUAGGAAAAAACUUUGAAAAACCUCUUGUCCAAAACCACAGGGCCUAGGGCUUUGAUAUUUUGUAUAUGACAUCAUCUAGUGAUCCUCUACUAAGAUUAUUCAAAUUAUUCCCCUAGGGUCAAAUAUCUCUCCGCCCUGGGGGUCACAUGGUUUACAUAUACUUAUAUAGGGAAAAACUUUGAAAAUCUCCUUGUCCAAACUGCAAAGUCUAUGGCUUUGGUAUUUUGUAAUGUAGCAUCAUUUAGUGGUUCUCUACCAAGUUUGUUCAAGUUAUCCCUCUCGGGUCAAAUAUGGCCCUGCCUCAGAGGUCAAAUGGUUCAUAUAGACUUAUACAGGGAAAAACUUAGAAUCUUCAUGUCCAUAACUUACAUCAUUCAAAUUUGGACCACAUGGACCACAUGUAUAGUUUUGAGUGGCAAGAUGAACCUUGACAUGAGUUGACCUUGAUCUUGACCUAGUGACCUACUUUCACAUUUUUGUACCUACAGCCUUCAAAUUUGGACCCAUGCAUAGGUUUGUAUACUGAAAAAAACUUUGACCUUGUUAUUGACCUAGUGACCUACUUUCACAUUUUUGAAGGUACAGGUUUCAGAUUUGGACCACAUGCAUAGUUUUUUGUUCCAAAAUAAAAUUUGACCUUGAUUUUGACCUUGAGCUAGUCUUGAAAUUUGGAACAUUCAAAAAUGGCUCAGUGGCUGGCGCCAAGUUUAAUCUGUAAUCUCUUGUUAGGUUAAUAGGUUAAAGGUCAAGGUCAGAUUAAACCAGAAUGGUAGUACUUUUGUUUACAGUGAGCAUAUAAUUUCUGUUCCUUGUGCAAUUACUAAAUGCAUCAAGGGAGGUAUUUCGUGUUCGACGAGCUCUUGUAACUUUUGAGGCUGAACUAAUUCCAACGUGGAAUAAGUAGUAUGUAAGGGAAUGAAACAUAGAAAAAUGUCCUCAAAAAUAUCAUGGCACAUUUUUGAAAAUGGCAUGUGGAAUUCUGAAGUAACGUCUAUAUAUUAUUGUAGCCGUUACUGCUGACCAUUUGCUGCAUUGUUCUUCUAAUGAUAAACAACAGUAUAAAUGUGUCUUUGAAUAUCAGUGAAAAAGAUAUAUUAAGAUCUCUUGCACUUGUAGUAUAGUAGUUUAGUAUUUUACCAUCUUUGUCGUAAAGCAUUAGGGUGUCAAAAUUCAGAACACAGGUAUUAAGGAGACGUCACGGCUGAGAUAGUUUAGCAUUAUUACAAUACACAGUCGGUAUUGAAAUUGUGUUUCCAAUACAUGUGCUAAUUAGAUAAAUCCUCAAUAUCUAUGUGAAAAUAAGGGAUGUGUUUUGUAUGACUGCAACACUUUGAGUUGCUCUAAUUACUGACAAAUGACUGAAACAAUAGGAAUUCGUACGGGAGAUGGAUAGACAAAACAACAGUGAGGUAACAAUAUAUUCUUUUAUUGUUUUAAUGUAUGAAUUUUAAGCUACAAUAAAGAAUACCCAUUUUAUGAAAAUCAAACUGGAAGUUAGAAAUAACAGAAAAAAAUUAACUAGGUCAUGAGUCAUCAUAUACCUGUCAAAAUUUGUCAUUAGUUUUCACGAGCUGUCAAAAUUAUUUUUAUCUCUCUAUUCUGCAAAUGCAUUGUUUUUGAAAGUAUCUUGGACGGAUAUUGUAAUGAGUAACUUACUUUACAUUCCACAUUAAUAUUUGUGCUUGAAAUUGCUUUGUGGAGCUAACCGACGUCACAUAUGAAUGUUUAUUGUUUUAGUUUAUUGUCAGUUAUAAAGGUACCAAAUCUCAAUAUUAAGAUAUAAGAAUUGUUCCUUUCUGGUAGACAAAGGAAACUAUUUGGUUGAAUCAUGAUAUAACGGUUUUUGGAAACAACUGAAUAUUCUUUGGUGUUUUGUUAUUCACCGGAAAUUCAAAAAGUGACAUCACCUUAAAAUUCAGAACAGAAUAAAACCAAAUUUAUACAAAUCUAUACAUGCAUUGGAGUUAAAGGUUGAAACACCAAGCGUGUGUAUCCCAGUCAGAAACAAAAAAAAUCAUUCAUUGGGGAUUUUUGAAACAAAAAUGUAUUCACAAUGUUACUGCAAAUGGGUGGAGUACUUGAUAAUAUCAAUAUUUGCUGGAAAUUCAUAAAUAGUAACGACAAUUAUUUAUGCUUCUGGAACUGUUUUAUUAUAGAUUUAACAUCAACAAUUUUGUUGAUCCAGAUUUUUCAACUGAUGUAGCUAUUCAUUUCAAUAGUGCUGGCCAUAAUUUUUCUGAUUUUAGUUUUGUGCCUAUUGACUGUGUUAAUGAUAAAAUGAACAGGCUGCUGAAUGAAACUGUUUGGAUGCACAAAUUAGGAUCUGUAUAUCCAAAGGGCCUCAGUUCAAAGAUUAUGUAUAAUAUACAGUAACUCAUUUCACAUUGUAUUAUUUACUCCACAUAAUUAUUUGAGCUGUUUAAUGCAUAUGUUACUGUUAUGUUAUAUGUUAAUGCAUAUAUAAGCAUUUCAGUUAUUACUGGCACUUUUAUAUUGGUUGCCUUUAAUGGCAGUCCUUAUCAGUAGUAUUAUUGAAUCUUAUUGAUCCUGACUUGCUGUUGUAGACAUACUUUUGUGCAUACUAUUUAUUUAUUGAUUUGUUUUUAAGCUUUCUUUUUACUCUAAAAUUAUAUUAAUUAAUUUUAUUAAAUUAUAUAUCAUACGUAUUUUCAUUAAUAUUGUUCUUCAAACUAUAAGUUCUGUUGCUUUUUUCUGGACUAUAUAUAUAUUAUUCAAAUAGUGCGCCAAACGUAACGUCAUACUUUGACGUUAUGAUGUUAUGUUAACUGACGUCAUGACAUCAUACAUAUGUUUGUAUACAUUGAUAUAUUUUAUGUUUGCCUGAAGAAGUAUCUUAAUACGAAACACGUUGCAAACUUGAGUUGUCUUCUUUCUUUAAGGAUAGGGUCGUCUGCACGUUUGGGUCGACUUUUUUCUACAAUGUAGAGUUUGAUUAAACUACGAUUUUUCAAAACUUCAGAAUAUACCUAACAAAUAAAAAGGAUAGGGUCGUCUGCUUGAUUUUUUGCUAGACUGAUUUGAAAAAUUUAGACCUCGCGCAAUUUUUCAUAAUGGAAGUCUAUGGGAAAAUCAUAACUUGCAUAACAUUUUCGCGAAUAGAAAUUUUUCUACAAUGUAGAUUUUGGUGAAACUUCUCAAAGUUGUAAAUAAACAUAUGGCCUAUAAUUUAGUGAAAUAAUAUGUAUAGGUUAAUGUGCUUAUUUUUGAGGUAUUUGACUAUGAUUAAGGUAAACCGAAUAUUUCACGCUAAUUCUGAGAUAUAACUUUGAAUUAUUUAACGUGUCAUAUGUUAUGAUAUCAUAUUUUGAGUUUAGAAAUAUAGUAACAGUGCCAUUUUAAUAAAUUUACUAAAAGGUUGUUAUUAAUACAUUCAAUUAUUUUCAUUUCCGUACGCCGAAUCCAGGCUUUAUUCUACGUUUUCCGGAUAAAUGACGUUACGCCAUCACUUACGGUUUAUUAAAAGUGCAGAACUACCUUAACCAUAUUAUGCAAUAUAAGCAUUUGAAUAAAGAAAUGAUACUUA